Saccharomycodes ludwigii is the source of this 1128-nucleotide messenger RNA. It is a transcript of the gene LCP5, whose product is annotated as small subunit rRNA maturation protein LCP5. The coding region runs from base 1 to 1128 and encodes 375 amino acids. Gene Ontology annotation, cellular component: small-subunit processome; nucleolus. NCBI's taxonomy places the organism in Eukaryota, Fungi, Ascomycota, Saccharomycetes, Saccharomycodales, Saccharomycodaceae. The record is from RefSeq and is a predicted model, not a curated record. Gene Ontology annotation, biological process: maturation of SSU-rRNA from tricistronic rRNA transcript (SSU-rRNA, 5.8S rRNA, LSU-rRNA). The transcript has a single exon.
AUGACUAAUUCAAUACAAGAAUUAAAUGACGUUUUAACAACAAUUAAUGCAUCACUAAAAGCUACCUCCACAGCUUUUGAAGUUCUAUCUGCUGAUAGUUCUAACAAUUCGUUUUAUAAUAACAAUAUUGGUCCAUUAUUAAAAAUGUUAAAUUUUGAUACCACACCAACUAAUAAAAUGGAACUAGAAAAAGUUUCAUUAUUAACUUUGAAAAAUGAAACAAUGCUAUCUUAUAUAAAUAAUCUAUUGCUAUAUUUGUAUGAAAAAUUGAGCAUUAAAUCUACUCAUAAUGAUGCCGAUAGAAAAGAGGAAGACAAGUUUCGUUUUAAUAUUGUUGAACAAAGAGUUGUGUUGGAAAGAGGUAUUAAACCCCUAGAGAAGAAAAUAGGCUACCAACUAGAUAAAUUGGUUAGAGCUUAUUAUAGACUAACUAAAGAAUAUGAACAGGCAAAACAACGUUCUAUCAAGAUGGAAGAAUUAGGCGCACAUGCGUCAUCGCAAGAAUCAGAUGAAAGCGCUAGCGAUAGUGAUGAUGAAGAGAUGAAUUACAAACCUAAUAUUGUUGAUCUAGGCAAAGCCAAAAAUACACAUAAUGUUGCCAGCUCUAACAAAAAAUCAAAUUCAGAUAAUGCUACAGAGGAAGAUGAACAGAAAAUAUAUAAACCACCGAAAAUUAGUGCCGUUUUACCACCAUCAUCUACCAAUUUUGAAGACAGAUUUAAUCCAAAUCAACAUAAAGAUAGAAGCGGUAAAAAUAGAAUGCAAGCUAUGGAAGAAUAUAUCAACCAAACUAAUGAUAAACCGUUAUGGGAAGCUUCCAUUGGUACUAAUAUUCUUGAUCAUGGGCGUGGUGGCAUUAAAAGUGCAAAUGCUGGUGCUAAAGAUAAGAAAAUACAAGCCUAUGAAGAAGACAAUUUUACCAGAUUAAAUUUAAAUAGUAAAGUUAACAAGAGGCAAAAGAAAUUAAAACAAAUUAGAGACAAAGUUAAUAUUAUAGGUGGUGAAGAUUUCAGUAUAUUUAAUAAUAAUAACGUUAAUAAAAAGAGAAAUUUACAUGAUGUUACUAGCAGAAGGAAAAUGAUUAAAAAAGGCAAUUCUGCCUGGGAUAGAGCUAAAAGAAGACUUUGA